Messenger RNA from Zootermopsis nevadensis, 1589 nucleotides. RefSeq names its product 28 kDa heat- and acid-stable phosphoprotein. NCBI's taxonomy places the organism in Eukaryota, Metazoa, Arthropoda, Insecta, Blattodea, Termopsidae. The record is from RefSeq and is a predicted model, not a curated record.
UGGUAGUACUUCCAGUGUGCGACCGCCAGCAGUGCUAUUGAGCAGUUUUUGGUGGUGGUAUUGUGUAUGGUUGUAGGCCACAGCUGACUGUUGACGCUGGUUGUAUGAAAUAGUGGUUUGCUUUGUCUGCUAAAUAUUUUUAGUUCGGGAUUUUAUAGUUUACGCAUAAUUUGUGAUAACAUAGUGUUAUAAUGCCUAGAGGAAAGUACACCAAUCAUAAAGGCAAGCACAGGCAAUUCACCAAUCCAGAGGAGAUUGAGGAACAAAUGAAAAGAAAGGAAAAAGAAAGAAAAUGGAGGGAAGAGAGGGGUGAUGCCAGUUCUAGUGAGGAUGAAGCAAAAGGGAAAAGUGAUACAGUCUCUGAAUCUGAAACUUCUGAAGAAGAGAGUGAAGAGGAGACGGUGAAAGCCAAAGGAGUUGAGAAUCUAAUUCAUGUGGAAAAUCCUAAUAGAGUACAGAAGAAGGCAAAGAAAUUGUCUACUCUUAAUGAAAAUGUUAAAGUGGCCUCAAAACCUGAACUGUCACGUAGAGAAAGGGAAGAGCUGGAUCGUCAAAGAGCUCAAGCAAACUAUCAACGGCUGCAUGCUGAAGGGAAGACGGAAGAAGCCCGUGCUGAUUUAGCCCGUUUAGCCAUAAUCAAGCAGCAGAGAGCUGACGCUGCCAAACGGCGUGAGGAAGAAAAGAAAUUAAAAGAAGCAGCGAAGCAAACAAAAACUGCACAAGUCCAAAAAGCUCUCGGGAAAAAGACAACAUGAUCCCGACAAAGAGUUUUGAGAUUCUACAUACUCAGCAGCUCAGAAUUGGUUUUGUUGAUGUCAAGAUUUGUUUUGGAUUUUUUUAAGAUUAAUUUUUUUUACUUAAAGAUUGGGAUCAAAAUAUGCUUCCUGUUCAUGAAUUUGUUAGCAGGUACUCAAAUUUCUGUAGUUCAGUCAGCUGUUUAUUAAUAUGUUUACUUUUGUUUUAAAAAUGUUUAACCAUGUACAUAUGGAAUGUAUUAUUUAAACAAAUCUGGUAACAUGGUGUAAUCAUUAGAUAAUACACAAUGUAUAAAAGUAUCUUCACUACCUAAUGAAGUGAUAUUGAAUAUCUUUUAUCUCUGAAUUUCCAGUCAAGUUAGGGCAGUAUACUUGCUAUAUUUCAAAACAAGAUUUCUCACUCUAGAUUAGCACUGCCUUAAUUUUUCAGUGGUGCAGAGGCAUUCGUAUGCUAAGCCAAAUGUAUCCAGUCUGCUCCAUGCAACCCAUAUGUCCUCAGAUCCAUCUGUUUCCAGAUUUUCUGAAAGACCACACUUUCAGAUAAAGUCUACAUACAUCCCUAUUGUCCAAUUUAGUCUUUCAUAUGCAAUUUUAUUAAACAGAUGAUCAGUGCAAUGAAUUUUAUGGCAUUUCCUUGACGUAAUCAUGUAUGCAACUGAAAAUGCAGUUAAUUCAAUGUGUUUUCCAGCAUUACACCACAAAUACAUUUAGUUGUGAAGAUGUUAGAAUAUUCAGUCACGUCUUUUCAAAUGGGAAGAAAACGAACAUUUCCACGGCCACGAAGACUGUAGCUCUACUUUUCCUGUUACAAUAAUAAAGAAAACAGUGGAAAAA